GGCUUCAUAAGCAUGUGCGCCGAGUUGGCGGAUACUCACUUUCGCUGAGCAGUGGUGAAGCUACAUACCUGGAGCGGCAGUAUGGAAAAUAAUGAACCUCUGGGAAUGUCCUCCCUCUCUAAAGGGAUUGCCGAUAUCUUUGCUGAAGAAUCCGAAAACGACAAAACAUUUCAUGGCUUCUCAGACAGUGAAAUUGGUGAAUUUUGUGAUGUUAAGGUCAAGGUUUUGGAGAAGGUGGUCUUCAAGCAAGGCUCUGACAGUGAUGAGCCAGACUCCGAGAGGUUCUCUCCCAAGAAACCCCCCGGUCAGCGUUUCACCCUGAGGGUGGCCUUGCGCCCACGUGGACCCUCUCCUCCCAAUCAUGAAGUGGAGGAGGAAGAGGAGUGGGAGGCCAAGAAAAGAGGAAGGUGUAGGAUCAAGCCUUUGAAGCCUGUGAAGACUGAAAAAAGUGUCACAUUUGAGGUGAAGGAGGAGAAACCUGUUGUCCAGCAGCCAAAAUCUCCCCAUUCAUCUGAAUCUGAAUCUGAAUCAGAGGGCACCUCUUUCCUCGAGAAAAGAGCUAAGAACAUAAAAGCAAACAAAGCAAUGUUGGCCCAGCUGUUUGCAGAUUUACAAAAGAUGCCUGGAGAGCUUCUGAAAGCUAAACCGAACCGCAAGAAGGAACCCCGUUCUCGGGCUCCUCGCUCCUCCACGGCUGGGACCCUGGAGCGGCGGAACCCAGAACGCACCUCCCGCCGGCAGACCCGCUCUAUGGGUGGACCCACGGAAGUCACAGAGUCUGAGGAAGGCCUGGAGCGGAGUCUAGAAGAGGAGCUAAUCAAGGUGCGGGGCACCCCACGCGCUAGAGGUACCCCACGACCCAGCCAGGGCAAACCUCAUGUCAUUCGCAGAGUGGAAGAGAUCACCGAAGAUGAGCUUGAGCUUGUGGCAACCAGCUUGACCGAGAAGAUCUAUAACCGCGAGACGGGUAGCACGUGUCAUCAGUGCCGACAGAAAACUGUGGACACAAAAACGUGCUGUCGCAGCGAGGACUGCCGUGGAAUCCAGGGACAGUUCUGCGGCCCAUGUCUUCGUAACCGCUAUGGAGAGGAUAUCCGCACUGCUCUGCUUGACCCGGAAUGGAAGUGUCCACCGUGUCGUGGCAUUUGUAACUGCAGCUUCUGUCGUCAGCGAGAUGGGCGCUGCCCCACUGGCAUUCUGUUUCCACUGGCACAGUACCACGGUUUCUCCGAUGUGCACUCGUAUCUCACCAGCCUUCGUAACAAAAUAAAGGCUGGAGAAGACUCUGCUGAUGAUGUGUAGGGAGUCUGCCACUGACCACCAGAGGGUGCCCUUAUUCAGUGCACAUUUUACAGUAGGAAACUGUUCCACAAGUAACCUUAAACCAGUCACUUCAUGUUGAUGUUGGCAGGUUGUUGAAGUGUUUUAACCAGUAAUGGUAUUUUUGUUUUUGUGUUUUGAAAUAAACUAUUUGAAUUCUCAA
Messenger RNA from Alosa alosa (allis shad), 1483 nucleotides. RefSeq names its product cell division cycle-associated protein 7-like. Gene Ontology annotation, cellular component: nucleus. NCBI's taxonomy places the organism in Eukaryota, Metazoa, Chordata, Actinopteri, Clupeiformes, Clupeidae. Bases 82 to 1302 code for a protein of 406 amino acids. Gene Ontology annotation, biological process: regulation of DNA-templated transcription. The record is from RefSeq and is a predicted model, not a curated record. The transcript has 10 exons.